ACAGUUCGCGUGCGAUUUGCGUCCUAGAGUAGCAGGAUUAUUUUGUUAAAAAAUAAAUAAAAUACGAAACUGUUUCACAAUUAAAAAUACAAAUGAAUUUUCGCAUAAUGUGCUCUGUUUUAUUAAGAUAAUAUAUGCGUAUAUAUUAUCGUCAGAAUAGUCACAAUGACCCUUGAGUUCGCGGCUGCAAUUACGGGCGCAUCGUGAUAUUACCCAAUAUGGAAAAGAAAUUACAAACAAUCUAGUAGUUGGCGUUGUUUAUUAUUUAUAUUCGACACACGUGAAACUCGAAGAUUUGUGUUCAACGGAGUUAUAGUUUGAAAUAUUUUAGAAUGGUAAUUUUAGAGUCAUUGAACCUGCGUGUGGCGUGGUGACUGUUGUGAGUCGUGUUUCGGAAAUAUGUAAAUAAACAUGAACGAUAUAAGCUUAAAAAUAGUGGAAUCUCCAAAAAGCCAAGCGGGCAUUCCUGUGUCUCCUUCUACAUUGGCGAUCGGUGAGAAUGAAGUGGACCCAUUAGCGAUAGACGAUGAAGUGGGCGCGAUAAAAGACCCACUGGUCGAGGAGCCGGCGGUCGAGACACCCAACGAAGAAAAGGCGGGAAACUGUGAUGAAAAUGCCAAAGAAAAGAGUUUAGAAGAGAAACCAUUUGUGGAUGGUGACAAAACGAAUGUGGUGCAGAAGGAUGAAACAAGUGAUGAAACUCAAUCAAGAGAGAGUCCAUCUGUCCUAUUAACCAGUGGUACCGUAGAUGCCGCAGUGAAGGACGAUGUGGUAGUGGAAGAGGUGCCCAAGACUGCCCCCGUACAGACGGAGGAGGCGGUGAAGCCCUCGCCAGUUGAGGAACCUGUAAAAGAGUCCGUAGUGAUUGCACAAGUCAAGGAGCCAAGUCCCGUGAAAGAGAAGCCGGUGGAAGAGGCCAAGGUUCAACCCACGACGCCUAAUGUGGAUAUGAUCCAGGCGCCUCCUGCUGAAGAGAAAAUUGAACCCCCUGUAGAAUCCAAACGCAAACCUCCACCUAUGAAUGGUGACAUUAGUAAGGAUGAACAAGGCAUAAAGCGGAGGUGUAGCGAGGAAGUGGAGACGGAAUCUCCUCUAAAAAGGCUCUGUCAAGAAGUGGAGAAGACGUUCCCCCAGCAUGACACAAUGAUCAACGACUACAUACAGACGGCGACAAAAAACAACAUAGAUGAAAUACAGAGGCACAUGGAACAACUGCUCUCAGAGAUACAGACUCUGAGAGAAUUAGCGCAGAAGAAGGAACACGAGUGGAACAAUAUACUGCACUUGAAGAAGGUCAAAGAAGAGAUACUGCUGAGGCUGUUAAGGCGGAAACAGGUGCUGUCCUUCGAGAAGUCGGCAGAAGUCAACGGGUCGGACAGAACAGAUCCGUUCGACUUCCUAAACCAGCCGAAGAACUUGGCGAUAGAUAAAAGUGACGAGAUCUCUGGGCUGUCGUUGAAACAGCCAGGGUCUACCAUCACCCCUAUAAUCCAACCCCCAGUAUUACCCGUAACCUCCCACUUCAACCCUUUAGCAGGGCUCCCGCCUCCGUACGAUAAGGCGUCACAUAUGCAAAAUAUGCCGAAGCCAGUGUUUCCACAGCCCAUGAUGAUGCCGGGUCCUCUACCAGGGUUCCCCAGGGAUAUGAACGGGCAGCUACCGACGAGCUUCGGUCUGCCGAUGGGUAGGCAGGGACCGACAAAGGACGUUAAGUCUAUCAUAGCUGAUUACAGACAGAGGAACCCCGAAGUAACUCCCAGACGAGGAAGGAGGAUGAAGUCCAUACUGAAUCCAAACAUGAUGAACACACCAAGACCCAUAGCGCCCAAAGUUGAUAACAUGAACAAUAUGAACAACAUAAACAUGUUUUACAACAAUUUGGACAUGAACCAGAAGACUCUCCUAGAAAGAUUAAUAGUGAAAGCCGGCGGUCUCCCCAACGGUCCCUCGUUCAAAGACGUUCUCAUACAAUUCGCAAACAUGCAGCAGACGAACAACCUCCUACCGAACAGGCCAGUAGAGACCAUCACCAACCGACCAGAGCACCACGUCAGGCCAGAGAGAAGGCAGAGGCAAGAGAGGAGCGAGGAGAUCCACAAAGCCGAGAGGAUAGCGGCUUCCAGUCCGCGGCUUCCCCCGCCUCCGCCGUACCCGGAGAUAUCCCUGCUGCCGGUCACAACGAGUCAGGACACUUCACAGCAGAAUUCGCUGCUGCACGGGAUAUUGACCAAGCAGGCGUCCCCUGCGUCUCAGAGUUACUCGCCGACGUUGGCAAAACUGCUCACUUCGCCGGAAAGGAAACAGACAGCCCAGUUGCCAACAUUCGGUCAGGCCAAGAACUGCGGCGAGAUAACGAUAACGCCGGUGCAGCCGACGCCGCCGCCCGAGCCGCAGCCGGAGAAGACCGAGGAGGUGGUGCAAUUGGAUGACGAAGAAAGCCCAGCGUCCGAGGGCGAGGCGUCCGGCUCUCCCGCCGGCUCCGGCUCGGGCCGCCUCGUCAUCGACGAGGGCGGCGCGGCGGGCGGCGGGGGCGGCGCGGGGGGCGCGGGCGGCGCCGACGACGCGCCCGACGCCGAGCGCGACUCGGCCGGCUCGGGCGACGCGGGCGAGCCGGGCGACGGCGGCGCGGACGCCGACGCGGGCGACGCGCCGCUGUGCCAGGGCUGUCGCCGGAGGGACGCGCAGUUCGUCUGCGCCGGCUGCGCCAACCAGUGGUACUGCAGCAGGGACUGCCAGGUGGCAGCAUGGGACGAACACUCAGAAAUGUGUUCCGGCUAAACCGUACGCACGACCGUUGUACUGUAAGUGUUGACGAAUAUAUGUAUAAUUUAUGAUCACUGUAUAUGUAUGUGUGGAAACGCGCUGCCGUACGUACCUAUGUACCGUUCUAAUAACACCAUCAUCGGCUAGUUAGUGUAGUGAUAAGUUUACCCACCUAGGUUCGUGAUUAGUUAGUUAUCGACCACUGAGACCCACUUUUCGAUGGAGCGGGAGGGAGGAUGGGGGGGGGGGGGGGUAUGGGCCGUAAUUUCGUGGUCAUACCGAUAGUUUUCUAUCGGUAAGUGUAUAGUCAAAAGUAUGUAGUUGUGUAAGGUAAUGACAUUCAAAAUUUUGCUGUUUCUGAUGACAUUGUCACUCAAUAUCGUGUCAUUGGCCGUGUUUGACGUGACGCACGAUGUCACAGCGUCGUCGGCACAAAUGCUGGACUAAUCGCUGAUUGCAAUCGAUCCCAAUCUCUUUUUUGAUCGCUCGUUAAAAUUGACCAAUCAGAAUAAAUAUAUUUGACAAGCUUUCGAAUGAUAUUAGUUGAUUGGUAUAUUCUCGGGAUCGGGACGAAGAUUGUAUCUUCUGUCCGAUCCGAAUCAACCAAUCAAAAUAAGUCAUUUGUAAGCAUGGCAAAAAAUCUUUGUUAUGGUUGCUCCAUUAGUACGAUGGUUUGAAAAAAGCGAUUGUCUAUUGAAAACUGCUGUUAGCACGCGAUAUCGCUGAAAGUUUGCGUCUUAACGCGCAAUUGGUUGCUAUCCUCGCUUUUCCUAUUAGAUAUGUGUAAAUUAUAUUGUAAAAAAAAGAAACCAAAAAUUAAUAAUGGCGGAGUAGAAUCUAUAUAGAUAUAUAUGGAAGUGAAUUUCCACACAAGAGUGCGUCUCAAAGUAAAUAUAACUAUUGUAGUGUCACCGGGGACAAUUCUGAAGUCGGCAAACUGUAAACUGACUAAAUAUUGAUGUUAUAAAAAGCAGUAUAGUGAGCGGCGAUAGCCUGGUUGGGUGUGGAACGGACUGCUGAGACGAAUGUUCGCAGGUUCAAAAUCCAAGGGCAUAUCCCUCUGAAUUCUCUAAAAUGAUGUGUGUAUUCUUUGUGAAUUAUCACUUGCUUUAACGGUGAUGAAACCUGCAUAAACUUUAGAAGUUCUCUUUUGUAAUUUUGAAGGUGUGUGAAGUCUAUCAAUCCGCACUAGGCCAGCGUGGUGGACUAAGGCGUAAUCCCUCUCAGUAGUAAAGCAGGCCCGUGUCUAGCAGUGGGACAGUAUAAUGAAAAAAUAACGAGAGUAAUAACGCAAUUUAAUCUAUUAUUUUAUAAUAUGAAAGUAUUUCGGAUAAUGGUAUGCAUCAUCGUAAAACCAUUUGUUUUUUUAUGAGUCGCGCCAAUCCUAAUGAACUGAAUUUAGUCAAUUCACACGCCCUCACAUUUGUGGCUGACUUCAGGCCAUACAUCAAACUUAGAUGUGGUCUCCGUAAUAGUCCUUGAGAAUAGACUGCCCACUACUGCCGGAAGAAAGAGUUUUGACCAGUGAACACUCUCGUAGAUAUGAAACGUCUAUGUUGGCAAUACUUGUUAGUUUUCUUUUUCGUAGUACAGAACUCAUCCACAUUUGCAGCCACCGGUCAAAAUUCUAGCACAAUAUACCAUCUCGAGUUAUUAUCGUUUUGUCUCUUAUAUCAUUUGGUCUGUAUUUACUUGACAACUGCAUAAAAAUAUACAGUCUAUUUUCUAUGUAUAUGUUCCUCUCAAUGUAAAAUUCCAGAGAUCGCUCGUGCCUAACUUCAUGCCAUACAUGCUGCAGUUAUAUUGACAACUUCACGUCGGUGCGUGGUUUGUGUUAGACUUCAGCAUUGUCUCCUUUAUUGCCUUAUAUAUUAUAUAAAUUAUGUGGUUAUAGUAUAGGCGAAUCUCUAUAUGACUUAUUAGUGUCGUGUGAUAUAAGGUUUACGUGCUUUUUUUUUUAUGAAGCGUCCUUUUUCACUGUAUUGUGCAGGUUUGAAGAGUAACUCUAUUUUUAACCGGCUUCUAAAAAGGAUGUGCGUUUAAUUGCAUGUCUUUUUUUAUGUCUGUACCGAUUAUUCUGAGAUUUGUGGGCCGAUUUGCAUGAUUCCUUUUUAUUUGGUAAAGGGUUUGCUGGUGGUUCCGGGUGGAUAUAUUUUAUAUCCGCCCGGAUAGCGACCACUCUACACAAGGUGUUAAAACCCGCCGUAGUAGCCCACGUAAUUGCCGCGUUCCGGCAUCAGCCUGUUUAUAUCCAUUUCCAACAGGCCGGCAUAAUUGUGUCGACUGCCGAGGGGUAAUCAUCUCUCGUCGGUCGACAUUCUAUUGGACCUCACUCCACUUACUAUUACGUUCAAUGGCGUCACGUUGUCAUGCCCUUAUGAAAAAAGUAAGAUCGCGAAUCGGUCACAUUACAAUAAUAUCUUUGUUUUCAUUUAAUAAAUAAUAAUAAUAUUAGUUUUAUUCGUUGAAUUUCAAUACAAAGAACAGAAAAAAACAUAGUACUUGCGAUUCAAAGAAAAAACUUCUAUUUCUCGGUAACUGCUAAAGCGCCUUGCUGAUAGCUUGAUAAUAUUUAUUACAAAAUGUUAAGUUGUUACCUAGAAAUACGAGUGUGGAAUUUAACUCGUGGUCUUAUAAAAAGGAUUUUGCGAAUAUUCACGUAAAAAAAUAUCUAUAAUUGAAUGAGGAAUAAGUUUCACAAGAUCCAGUUACUCUUCGAACCCUCUAAGAAUGUAAAAGCCUGUUUUGAAAUGUAUUAAAGCCAAAAGGACAACAUUUUUCCAAAUAUCGCCAUUUAAAAAUCUCCAUAAUAAAUGAAAUUUCUUGAAAUUUUUUCCUAAAAAUUAGUGAGAUAUGGCAAAGAGCAUAUUUUUUUUUCGUUGGAGCUAAAUUUAAGCUAAGUAUAUCGAUUUCGGGCCGUGUGUAUAUUUUAUUUUAUUACUCGGCGACUGUGCUGGUAGGUGUUGAUUUUUAUACACCGUGACGUCACUUAUUAUGUGGUUAAAUUGGUUUAAUGAAAUCACUUUGGUCUUUUGCGAUCGAGUUAAAUUAAUUAAUAUUCUUGUAUUAAAAUAUCAGGAAUAUAUUUUACAUAAUGGUCGAUAGUUCUAUAAAUUGAGUAAUGUUAUUUCGAAUUACGAGCUUGAUCGCGUUCAAGUAUUAUGUAUCGCAGUUUAGUGGGAGAGGGGCUCUUGUAAAACGUUAUGACGCGUUACAUAAAUGGGGGGUGGGUUCGGACAACACGUUACGUAAUAUUGUUUUUUAUUUUAUAAAAAAAAAUAGUGAAUUAAAAUCUCCCUAAUUUGGCAAUACUUUUCGUUUAUGAUUUAAGGGGAAUUUCUCGAUUUUAAUGUAUGUGAUUUUUAUUUUGUGCUUAGUUGGCAACUCUUUUAAUUUGUUUCAGUGAUUAAAACAACUAAGGUAUUUUAGCGACUUUCCGGUACUUUGCGUACUAUAAUUAUGAUUUUUCGAUAGAUACAAAUGGUCACAUGAGUGUUACGUAAAGUUUAUGAAAAAUGGGGGGGGGGGUACAAAAACGUUACGGCGCGUUAUUGGGGGGAAGGAGGGUCAACAAUUGCAUUACGUUAUAUUUGAACGCUCCCUUUAUCAGAUCAGAUUAAGUUUGCGAGUCAAUUUUAUAGAUAUAAAAGUUGUCAAAAUGCAUUGCGAAUACCUAGGCUAAUGUAUUUUGGAAAUUUAGAUCGGCUGAUUAUUAUGAUAAAGUAGUGUUUUUUUGAAAAUUUGCGAAGAAAAUUGAUACGAAAGUUUCAGCUCUCGCUUGCGACUACUUCAAUGACUGACUAUACUUAUUUAUCAGAGUAUUAAAACGAAAUAGUUCGACAUGUAAAAAUGUUCUGAGAUAACGUUAUUUGCUUCAUAUAAUUAUUAUAUAAUCCAUAGUGAGAAUAAAUCAUAUAUAAAGUGACGUCACGUGAUAAAAUUUUAUUCAAAAUUAAUCUGUAAAAAGUUGUUGCAAAAAUAUGUCUCCAAGUUCUCUUUGAUGUUAAUGGACAUCGUUACAAGACUGACUUCAUUCAAUACGUUAUCAGUUCCUUUUUUUUAACUGGAGUAUUAUAACACCGAAUCUUUUUCUUUUUGACGUAUUUUUCUGUCAAUUUAUAACAAAACAGAUUAUUUUUGAAUAAAAAAUAAUAUACUUUUAUGUAUAUUAAAAUCAUCUUUGCAUUAAAAAAAAUUUUAAUAGUGCACUCCAAAUAACUAUCAAUUUGCACACUGUUAAAUAGAUCUAUGAAAACUAAAAAGAGAAAGCUGCAUGGUGUUGCUCCUUUGUUUUCCAAGACCCAGCAAUAAUUUAAAAAAUAUCUGCUAAAUAAAUUCCGUACAAUUCAUCACUGCCUCUGUAGGAAUUGUUGCUGUAUGAAAAAAAAAUAUUGAUUAUUGUAUUCAUAAUCGAUACAAAUCGAUUACUAACAACCAUAAUUGUCACAAAAACACCAGCAUUCACUUACAUCGAAGUUUGGUAUAUUUAGUGAAUACUUGCUCGUGUUCUUUCUAAUGAUCAUAAGCAUAAUGUUCCCAAAUCAAGUGAUAUUGGCUGUUUUUUUAGUGUUCCAAGCUCAACGGAACAUUUUAAAUUUAUGAUUAUAAUGAGAAAUGUUUAAAUUCUUCCUUUGCCUUAUUAGGUUAUAAAUUUUCCGUUGACGCUAUAUAUAAGACUAUGCUAAUUGAUUUCGAUUGUUCAUGACUGGGUAAACGACUACAAUUAGUAAAUAAGUAAAAUAUGGCCACUAAUAUUUUAAGUCUUGACACAUGUGUAUUUUAAAUUUUUUUAUUUCUUGCCUAUUUUUGAUUGAUAAUUACCAUUUACAAUGCUUUCACGUAUGUUAAAAUAAUAUGGAAUAUUAAAGCUGAAUGAUAUGACUUCCUUUGUCCAGUCAUAACAAUCGAAUAAUGUUAUAUUUAACAGAAUACAUUGUGUGAAUGGAAAUGUAGUGCGUUCUGAAUUAUACAAUAGUAUUUUUGCGACCUCAUUUUAUAUGAAUAUCAAAAAUAAGUUGAUAAUUAUUUUUUUUAUUUGAUUAAGUCAAAAUUAUGACUCAAUAUUGUGGACACUUUUUUUUCUUUUUUCCUUGUUUUUUUUUUACGGUAUAAUUCAGAGUUAGAGGUCGUAUGUGUCUAUAAAUAAACGCAGAACUACAACGUAAGUUAGUGAUUAGUGUGAACCGUGUAAUUAAUAUGGAAAUAAUAUUUUUACUUAUAUCACGCAUAUAAUCAGAAUGAAAAUCGAUUUAUUUUAUUAUAAUAGAAUCACAACUGUGUUUCAACCACGUGAAUGUGUGACCACAUAUUUUUAUCGCAAAAGAACCAAAUAUUUUCAUUUUUAUGUACUUACAUUUAAAACAACCCUGUGUUCGUUAUUUUUUUUAUUGUGUCUUAAAAAAAUUGGCCGCCCUAUCGUUUAUCAAACAAUAUCAGAUAUUUUCUAAUGAACAAAACACUUCUUUUCUUUUUUUUUCUAUUGUUUACUAUUCUCGUGGUCGAAAUACAGUGAAAUAAUUAUUAAAUGACUAUACAAUAAUACAUUAGAUUUAUUUUUACAAUAACGGAACUAAAUAAGUAUUAUUAAUGUUCGAUAAUCUGAUUCCUCUUCACCACGCCCGCAGUGCCAAAAUGUCAAAGAAAUAAUUCCUUUUUUAUAUUUUUAAGUACCUUUUACUUUAAGAUGCCCUUAAAAAUAAGUUUUAUUUAAUUCAAAAUUAAUGCAAUUUUUCUUCACUAUUUUCGUCUUUUCACUUUUGUUGUCAUUUUAUUUAUUGUUUUUUAUUUCCCUAGACACAUAUAACGAACAAAUUGCAAGUAACGUUCCAUACAUAAAUAUAUAAAUCAUAUUUUCUUCUCAAAUUAUGAUCUUAUUCCAAAAUUAAAAAAUAAAAACCUCAACGGUUGAAAAGAAGAAUUGUAACUUCUAUUUUGGUGGCUAUACCCAUGAGCCAAAGUUGCCAUUAUUUUGUAUUAAUUUAAAAUUGUUUUUCGAAAGUUAAAAAAUUGAAAAAAAAGCACUCGUGUAAACACCUUCAAAGUUUGUUACAUAAAAGUCAAUUUUAGGCUUCGACGUGACUUAGUAAAAUUUGGCAUCUUUUGCAAUUGGGCUUACAAUUAACGUGCUCUUUAGACAAACAUGUUUUGUGUUCAUUAUAUUUAAUAAACUUUGUACCGCUGCUUUACCUGUAAGUAUGCGAAAUGUAAAAUAUCUUGUGCAGAAAAUAGCGAGGAUUUUGGGAUGUUCGAUAGGUAAUGUAAGCAAAUGUAAAAAUCGAGGCAUCUGUAACGGUAGGCAUCUUUAAUAUUGUCACAAACAAAAGCCAUAGCUGUUUAUUAUCUUUUUUUUUUAUUUUUAAACGAUAUUUGACUGUAAGGAAUGUCCUUGGGAUGAAAAAAGUAUUGAUGAAAUUAUCAAGAAUUAUUAGUGUACCGUAAAAAAUAUACCACAAUUAAAAAUUAAAUUGCAUCUAAAUAAGAUUCCCUUCAAAACUUUUGUCUUGUUUCAAUACUUGAUUUCUCCCAUUGUGAUGUAAAAAACAUGUUUUGAUUGAACUGUAUUUAAAUGUGAUUUGUUGAGGCAUCGUUUGUCCACGGACUACCUUCAAUAAAUACCGAAAGACCAGCGCAGACUAUAGAAUAUUGGCAUAAUAAUUGAAACUAAAUCCUUGCAGUUUGAUAUUAUGAAAGUUACCACACUGAGCUGUUUAAAGCAGUACGCAGGUUUUUAUAGUUGUAAUAUCAGUCAUAUGUAAAAUUACAUAAGAUCAAAUUUUAGUUGUAGCAUUCGUUAUUAUUUUAUCGUAGACAAACCAUCGGUAAUAAAUUUGCACUGUAGAAAUGUAAGCACCAACCAAAAAAUUGGCGCAUCUAAGUGCAAUCUUAACGAACCAGAAAAUUUUGGUCCUUCGAAGCAGCAUUCCUGUUGAGAACAAAAGUUUGUAACGCGGUAUUUGUUGACGGUGGUCUAGGGUUUGGUUCCCGGCGUGCGUUCUGUCACUCGAACUGUAUUUUUGUCUCCAUAACGCUAGUCACGAGUUUUGUUACCUAUAACAUAUGUAUUUUAUAACUUAUAAUAUGUUAUUAUAAGGAAUGUAAUAAAUCUGUCUUUCAACUUA
Molecule: messenger RNA, 9881 nt
Organism: Manduca sexta (tobacco hornworm)
Lineage: Eukaryota; Metazoa; Arthropoda; Insecta; Lepidoptera; Sphingidae
Product: titin
Exons: 9
Coding region: 412-2778 (788 amino acids)
Source: RefSeq, a predicted model, not a curated record